CAACAAACCCAAGUAGACCGGCCACUGCGUGCGGAUGAACGCUUACUCUGUUUCUCUCGACUUCGCCAAACCUUCUCUCUUCACACGCAUCGCUCUCUCUACUCAGACUCCUCUUGCCAUGGCAACCACCGUAAACAAAACAGUUCGCGUCGCAGCUGCUCAAAUGACAUCGGUCAAUGAUCUCAUGACCAAUUUCGCCACUUGCUCUCGUCUCGUUCAAGAAGCAGCAUUGGCUGGUGCAAAGCUGAUUUGUUUCCCUGAGAACUUCUCCUUUGUGGGAGAUAAAGAAGGAGAGAGUGUGAAAAUUGCUGAACCAUUAGACGGGCCAGUGAUGCAACGGUAUUGCUCUCUCGCCAGGGAUUCAAAUAUAUGGUUGUCUCUUGGAGGCUUUCAAGAGAGAUUUGAUGAUACUCAUUUGUGUAAUACACAUGUUGUGAUCGAUGAUGCUGGAAUGAUCCGAGACACUUAUCAGAAAAUGCAUUUGUUUGAUGUUGAUGUUCCUGGUGGAAGCUCAUACAAGGAAAGCAGCUUUACAGUUCCAGGGACAAAGAUUGUUUCCGUAGACAGCCCUGUUGGGCGCUUAGGCCUUACUGUAUGCUACGAUUUGAGGUUUCCUAAGAUAUAUCAGCAACUGAGAUUUGAACAGAAAGCUCAGGUUUUACUGGUACCGUCAGCUUUCACCAAGGUCACUGGGGAGGCUCACUGGGAGAUUCUUCUUCGAGCCCGAGCAAUUGAAACGCAAUGUUAUGUCAUAGCUGCUGCUCAAGCUGGAAAGCAUAAUGAGAAAAGAGAAAGUUAUGGUGACACACUGAUCAUUGAUCCGUGGGGAACUGUGGUCGGAAGGUUACCCGAUCGUGUUUCGACUGGCAUUGUCGUGGCAGAGAUUGAUUUUUCACUGAUUGACUCGGUGAGAACAAAAAUGCCAAUAGAUAAGCAACGGGUCUCGCUAGAUCUCUGAUGAACCCAUUGGUGUUGUGAUUUUUGGAGUCGUAAUUUUCUUGUGUAAAUUGUAAAUGAAUUCAUUUGAAACAA
Molecule: messenger RNA, 1032 nt
Organism: Arabidopsis arenosa
Lineage: Eukaryota; Viridiplantae; Streptophyta; Magnoliopsida; Brassicales; Brassicaceae
Source: the annotation of a GenBank genome assembly